UUCACAGUUUCCCACCUGGGUCUGUGUGCUGGUAUUAUGGUGACUGCCUCUCACAACCCCAAACAGGACAAUGGCUAUAAGGUGUACUGGGAGAACGGUGCCCAGAUUGUGUCUCCUCAUGACAAAAGAAUCUCCAAGGCCAUAGAGGAGAACCUGGAGCCUUGGCCUGAGUCCUGGAAUGCAGAGGAAGCCUUGAAGAACCCCUUGCUUAAAGACCCCUACCAGGACAUCCACACACAGUACUUCAAAGCCAUCCAGAAACACUGCCAUCACAGGUGCCCUAUACAUACACUCCCAACAUGCUGUUGAGCAGCACCUAGCUUGUAAAACACCCUGG
Molecule: messenger RNA, 337 nt
Organism: Monopterus albus (swamp eel)
Lineage: Eukaryota; Metazoa; Chordata; Actinopteri; Synbranchiformes; Synbranchidae
Product: phosphoglucomutase-2-like
Exons: 2
Coding region: 37-309 (90 amino acids)
Biological process (GO): purine ribonucleoside salvage; carbohydrate metabolic process
Cellular component (GO): nucleus
Molecular function (GO): phosphopentomutase activity
Source: RefSeq, a predicted model, not a curated record